Messenger RNA from Chiroxiphia lanceolata (lance-tailed manakin), 5676 nucleotides. It is a transcript of the gene KDM4B, whose product is annotated as lysine demethylase 4B. Gene Ontology annotation, cellular component: nucleus. Gene Ontology annotation, molecular function: histone H3K9 demethylase activity. The record is from RefSeq and is a predicted model, not a curated record. NCBI's taxonomy places the organism in Eukaryota, Metazoa, Chordata, Aves, Passeriformes, Pipridae. The transcript has 23 exons. Gene Ontology annotation, biological process: chromatin remodeling. Bases 58 to 3387 code for a protein of 1109 amino acids.
UCGGCUGCGCCCCCCGCGCCGCGCACGGACCCCCCGGGCAGCUGCCACACUGGAAAUAUGGGGUCGGAAAACCCGAGUCCGCAGAACCCUGGCUGUAAGAUCAUGACCUUCCGGCCCAGCCUGGAGGAAUUCCGGGAUUUUGGGAAGUACAUCGCCUACAUGGAAUCCCAAGGAGCUCACCGGGCAGGGCUGGCCAAGGUGAUUCCUCCCAAGGAAUGGAAGCCCCGGAGAACCUACGACGACAUCGAUGACAUGGUGAUCCCAGCUCCCAUCCAGCAGGUGGUCACUGGGCAGUCAGGGUUGUUCACCCAGUACAACAUCCAGAAGAAGCCCAUGACCGUGGGGGAAUAUCGGCGCCUGGCCAACAGCGAGAAGUACUGCACUCCUCGGCAUCAGGACUUCGAGGACUUGGAGCGCAAGUACUGGAAGAAUCUCACCUUUGUCUCUCCAAUUUAUGGGGCUGACAUCAGUGGCUCCCUGUAUGAUGCAGACGUGGAUGAAUGGAACAUUGGCAACCUGAACACCCUCCUGGACAUGGUGGAACACGAGUGUGGCAUUAUCAUAGAGGGUGUGAACACUCCCUACCUCUACUUUGGGAUGUGGAAGACAACUUUUGCUUGGCACACAGAGGACAUGGAUCUCUACAGCAUCAACUACUUGCAUUUUGGGGAGCCAAAGUCCUGGUAUGCCAUCCCUCCGGAACACGGCAAGAGGCUGGAACGCCUGGCAAAAGGAUUUUUCCCAGGAAGCUCUCAGGGAUGUGAUGCUUUCCUCCGUCACAAGAUGACCCUCAUUUCUCCCUCCAUCCUGAAGAAAUACGGGAUUCCCUUCGACCGGAUCACCCAGGAAGCUGGAGAGUUCAUGAUCACAUUCCCUUAUGGAUACCACGCUGGCUUCAACCACGGCUUCAACUGUGCUGAGUCCACCAACUUUGCCACUUUGAGAUGGAUUGACUAUGGAAAAAUGGCAACCCAAUGCACGUGCCGCAAGGACAUGGUGAAGAUCUCCAUGGAUGUGUUUGUGAGGGUCCUGCAGCCAGAACGAUAUGAUUUAUGGAAACAAGGCAAAGACAUUGCUGUCCUGGACCACAUGAAACCCACAGCUCUGACCAGCCCAGAACUGGAUGCCUGGAAUGAGACAAAGGCAGAGCUGAAGGCAAAAUUGCUCCGCAGGAUAGGAGAUGAGGAAGAGGACAACAAACACCGGUCUCACAGAAAAAGGAGUCAGCACAGGAGACACAAAACAGAGGAUCAGAAGUCUCUGGGGGAUGUCAUGGCCAUUGAAACUGCCUUGGAAGAGGUGAAAGUAAAAGAGGAGCUGAAAAGAGGGACAGACCUGGAGGAAGAGGAGAGAAGCAAAGGGAUUGAGGGAGAAGGGGAGUGCAAAGUCAAGGCCCGUCCUCCCAAAGUGAAGGGCGAGAGGAAGAAGAAGCACCUUUUCCACCAACACCAGCACCACCUCCAAGCCCCUCAGCCCCCCGUGCAGCCCCCAGUGCCACCCCCAGCCCCACAGCAGCAGCAGCAGCUGGCAGAGGGCGAGGCGGUGGCAGCGCGGCCACCGGUGCCACCGGUGCCCCCGGCGCCGGCCCCGGCGGAGAAGAACCUGCCCCCGGGUCCCCUGAACAUCAUCCAGCCCUCGGAGGCGCCGGCGGAGGAGGAGGAUUUCAAGCCCAGGCCCAUCAUCCCCAUGCUCUACGUGGUGCCCAGGACCAAGAAGGUGGUGUUCGACAAGGAGCGCAUGUCCUGCCAGCAGGCCUUCGAGCAGUUCGCCACCCAGAAGAGCCUGGGCUGGAGGGAGCAGGCGGUGCCCCUGGAGAUCCCUGGGAAGGAGGAGGAGAAUGCAGAGCCAGCAACCCCAGAGGUCACUGCAGAGAGUGCUUCUGCUUUCUCCAAAAUGAAGAUGGAGAUCAAAAAGAGUCGUCGUCACCCCCUGGGCAAACCCCCGACCCGCUCCCCGCUGUCCGUGGUCAAACAGGAGACCUCAAGUGAUGAGGAAACGUUUCCAUUUUCUGGAGAGGAAGAUAUGAGCGAUCCAGAGGCUUUGAAAUCUUUACUUUCCUUCCAGUGGAAGAAUAAAGCACUUAAUUUCCCAGCUGAAAGAAAAUUCAAUGCAGCUGCUGCCCUGAGUGAGCCAUACUGUGCUGUCUGCACCCUCUUCUACCCCUACAACCAGUCCUUACAGGUGGAUAAGGAAGCUGUCCCAGUCUCCGGAGGGGAACCGUCCUCUUUCAUCCACCUUUCCAAGUGUGGACAGAAGACCAAGCCCCUGAUCCCAGAGAUGUGCUUUACCUCAAGUGGGGAAAACACGGAGCCCCUUCCUUCAAAUUCCUAUAUUGGAGAGGAUGGAACCAGUCCCUUGAUAUCCUGUGCCAAAUGCUGCCUGCAGGUCCAUGCUAGCUGUUACGGAAUUCGUCCAGACCUGGUGAAUGAGAGCUGGUCUUGCUCGCGGUGCUCAGCCAACGCGUGGGCAGCGGAAUGUUGCCUGUGCAAUCUCAGGGGAGGAGCUCUUCAGAUGACCACUGAUGGGCGGUGGGUCCAUGUAAUCUGUGCUAUUGCUGUCCCCGAGGCCCGUUUCCUCAAUGUAAUAGAACGUCAUCCUGUGGAUAUCAGCGCUAUUCCAGAGCAGAGAUGGAAACUGAAAUGUGUCUACUGUCGGAAGAGGAUGAAGAAGGUGUCAGGUGCCUGCAUCCAGUGCUCCUACGAGCACUGCUCCACCUCCUUCCACGUCACGUGCGCGCACGCGGCCGGAGUGCCCAUGGAGCCGGACGACUGGCCCUACGUGGUGUCCAUCACCUGCUUCAAACACAAAGCAGCAAACCAGAAUAUCCCAUUCCGAAGGGAGGUGGCCCUGGGGCAGACUGUGAUCACAAAGAACCGGAAUGGUCUCUACUACCGGUGCAGAGUGAUCGGCACAACCACGCAGACCUUCUACGAAGUCAACUUUGACGACGGUUCCUACAGCGACAACGUUUACCCCGAAAGCAUCAUUAGCAGGGAUUGCAUCCAAAUGGGACCCCCUCUGGAGGGGGAGCUGGUUCAGCUGCAGUGGACGGAUGGGAUCAUCUAUAAAGCCAAGUUUAUUGCAGCCCAGAUCAGUCAGAUUUACCAGGUCGAGUUUGAAGAUGGUUCUCAGCUAAUGGUGAAGCGUGGAGAUAUUUAUACCUUGGAGGAAGAGCUUCCCAAGAGAGUGAAGUCUCGCCUGUCCCUCAGCACUGGGGCCCCUCAGGAAGAUGUAUUUUCGGGAGACGAAGUGAGACCGGCCAAGCGUCCCCGGCUGGGGAAUUCCAGAAAUCCUGAAGAAUAUGGACAGAACCCAGAUUACUUGGCCUUUAUGGAGAGCCUGUUGCAGACACAGUACCAGCCUGGGACUCAGAGCAACAUGUUUUAACCAGGAUUAAUUAAAAAAAAAAAAAAAAAAAUCUUAAAUUAACCCUUUUUUGAGUUCGUGGAAAAAAAAAAAAAAAUAAAUGGGAAACUGUGGAAUGGAAGACCAGCCCUGUGCAAUAGUUUGCUGUGAAUUUCUUUCAUCUCCUCUUGGUUUGGACUGCAGGAAAACCCUGUCUGGCUCCACGCUACCUCGACCUUGCCAGGUGUUGCUGACCAAGAGAGUGGGGAGCUUGGAAAAAAAAAAAAAAACCUUCAGACAGCAUUUCCCACGGAGACUUUGGAAGAGUUUCUACAGAUGGAGUUUUGUGACUGGUUCUUUUUUCUUUUUUUUUUUUUUUUUUUUUAAUGAGGCUUGGAAAGGGUUAAAAUUUCACACACACACACACAAAAAAAAGACUUUUUCAAACCUGUCAAACUUUUGUCUUUCAAGGUGCUAUUACAUUGACUACUGAAGCAGCCUUUGGAAUCGUGUUUUCUGUACAUAGACGUCACCUUUGUGAAGUUUUCUAUGAAUGAGCAUUAUUAAAAAAAAAAAAAAAAAAAAAGAAAAACCGUGAGCAAAAACAGGAAAACAAAAAAGUUUCCACAAAGCAUUUUUCUAGAUGAUGGCUUUAAAAAAACAGAAAAGAAAUGAAAUCCUCUUCUCUCCCCCCCCUCCUCCUCCUCCCCUCCAAAUGAAUCGUGACUGAUGUUACACUGGGGAGAGGGAGCUCGAGAACAGAUGUCCUGGAACGUUCUGGGUUCUUUUUUUGUUGUUUUGGGGUUUUUUUUGUAAAGAAACACUAUCUUCUUUGUAAGCUGGGGAAGAUGGGGAAAGAAAUGUUUCACAGCUGGGAUGUUUCUUACCUUGAGCACUCUUAAAGCCCUGGCACAGACGGGGCCGUCGCUGCCGCGUCACCAGGAGGGCACUUAGGGCAGAAAUGGCCGGGUUUGGGUCGUUCUUGUCACCUUCCUUCCCCCAUCUUUGCCAUCACAGUUGCUUUCUAGAUGGAGAUCAGCAUGGCUUUCAGUUCCAAGAUGCCACUCUGUUUUUGGCAAGUGUUCUGUUGCUGCUUGUGUUAGUUCCUUCCGAGCCAUCCCCUUCCUGCUGCAGCCGAGAGCUCCGAGGGCUGCUCCGGCCCUCUGGUAGGCACUUCUCCCUUAGGAACCUUCUCCUUUCCUUUGUCUCCUUAUUUUUAUUUUUUAAUUAUUAUUAUUAUUAUUGGGUUUUGUUGUGUUUUUUUUUUUUUUUUGAGUUGUACUCCUUUACAGUGUGAGAAUCAUUCCAUGACAGAAGCCUGGGAGGCGUUUGUAUGUUUUUUCUUUGAUCCUAUUAAAGAAGAAAUUCCCCAACCGCCUUUGGUUGUCGUGACAUCCUUUCCUUGAGUAAAGACUGAGCCUUUUGAGUUACUCCCGGGGAAGAGGAAUGCGAGCCCUGCAUUUGACUGGACUCAGUUCCCUGAGGAUUGAAGGAGCAUUAAAGGCAAAACCAAACCCUAAAGUAUUGAGUGGGCAGCUCCCACUUGGACGCUUGGGAAUCGCCUCCGGUCGAAGAGCUGUCGUGGAGCAGCGUUUUGGGAAAGAGCCUCAUCCAAACUGAAGUCACUGGAAAGUCUUCCACGUUCUUUGGAGGACCUCAAUCAAGUCAGAGGGAGAGAACAAGGCAGUGCUAGGACAGAGCUGGAGAGGGAUGGGGUGGAGGUGGGCGAGGGCAGUCGGACCCUCCCCUCCCUGCCCGGAAUGCUGCACUGCAAUCUUUUCCACUUAAUUCCCUGAAAUUACUGGAUGGAGAGAGAGAGAGAGACAAUAUUCUUGGGGUUUCAUUAUUAUUUUUUUAAGCCCCUUUGCAAGGUGGCCGUUGUUCUGGGGAGAGAGGCUUUUUAAGCAACGCUCUGGCUGGAUCUUGAAGGGAAUAAGUGGGAAGGAUUUGUGGGCUGGCAGAUGGUAGAUUAGCAUCUUAAGAGACUCCGUGGGUAUUAAACUGUCCUAGUGAAAGAGUGGAGAUAGAAUAAAGCAAUUUAAUUUUUUUUUCUCUUUUUUUUUUUUUUUUUAAACUUUGGUUUUGUUCUCCCUUGAGAAUUGGAGUCCCCAGCCCUCCCUUCCUGCCUCUGCUACGGGUUAUUUUCUGUGUGUGCGUGGCCGCGCGUGCGUGUUUGUAAGACCUUGGAAAAACAGGGUUGUGUUUUGGUUUUUUGGUUUCUUUUUUUGGUUGUUUUUUUUUUUUUUUUAAAUUUCUCAGUUUUUGACGUUUUCAGUAGAUGUCUCCACCAAUAAAACCAAACUGAGACUAAUAAAAGUUUCAAAAAAUUGG